This is a messenger RNA of Cylicocyclus nassatus, 642 nucleotides long. The record is from the annotation of a GenBank genome assembly. NCBI's taxonomy places the organism in Eukaryota, Metazoa, Nematoda, Chromadorea, Rhabditida, Strongylidae.
AUGCCAAUGGGACUCAAAGGAGCACCAGCAACGUUCCAGAGGAUAAUGGAUGACUUCAAGAAGUAUAUAAGAGCAAGAGUCUUCAUUUAUAUCGACGAUCUUAUCAUAACCUCUGAAACCCCAGAAGAACAUUUGGCGAAUAUCGAUGAAGUACUGGGAAAGAUCGAGAUAAUUGGCAUGAAGCUGAAGGCGUCGAAAUGUAAAUUUGCAAAGGAAGAGAUCAAGUUUCUGGGAUUUAUCCUGAGCAAAGAAGGAAUAAGGCCCAACCCGGAUAAAACCAAAGCCAUCGACGACUAUUCGCAGCCAAUUAAUCCAACAGACGUCAAAUCCUUUUUGGGGAUGUGUUCGUUUUUCCGGAGAUUUGUGCACAACUUCGCAGCCAUUGCAGCACCACUCAUUGCAUUGACGAAGAACAAUACCUCUUUUGAGUGGACACUGCAGUGCGAGGACGCUAUGAAUCGCUUGAAGAAAGCACUGACAUCUGCACCCAUUCUUGCAGCACCACGACUGGGGAAGCCUUUCAUCAUAGAAACAGAUAUUUCGGCAAAAGGCAUUGCGGAAGUUCUUAAACAAGAACAGGAAGGUCUAGAGCGAGCUAUCGCCUACGCGAGCCGUACUUUAAGCAAACACGAAGCAAGAUAA